AUGUCCGAAGAGGAAGAAAAAUACCCAUUAGCAUAUGGUCUUGUGGUUUACAAAACUAUAGUGCAGGUUAUGAUGCAACUGUCCCUUUUCUAUCAACCUCAACAUCUUUUUUGUAUUACUGUAGAUGACAAAAGUCCUCCUGAAUACAAAGCAGUCAUCGAAUCCUUACCAAAAUGCUUCUCGAAUAUGAAAGUUUUCAUUGGUGAACCAUCUGAUUGGGGAUCUUUUGGAAUUCUGAAGAAUGUUUAUACAUGUUUCAAUUGGUUGACUGAAUCGAAACAUGAAUGGAAGUAUUAUCAAUAUCUAUCAGGAACAGAUCUUCCGAUUCGAACAAAUCUUGAAAUGGUUCGAAUAUUCAAAGCAAUGAAUGGUUCGAUAAAUACAGAUGUUAGUACUUUCGAAGUUGAUCGAUACAAAAAUAUGGAGGGUGUACUUCCCCCAAUGCCAAUUUAUAAGUCAAGUAUGUCUGUACUUGUACCAAGAGAGGCAGCUGACUUUUUGAUUGUCAGUGCGAGAGUACAGAAGUUAUUAAAAUAUUUAUCGAAAACCUGGAUUCCGGAUGAGUCAUUUUGGUCUACGGUGUUGGGAUCUCCAGCUUUACUACCCGUCCCCGGUUCAUUCCGAGUUCGAGACAUUCUGUGGCUCCGUAAGAAUUUUCAACUUCGGCCUGCAUACGAGAAUACUGUGAAUUCAAUUGGAACCUCUUAUAUUGGAAGAUAUCAAGUAUGGGGUUGGCAGAAAGAAUGUUUCGGAAAAGUCAAAGAUUUCUCAUGUGUUUUUGGUGUUCAAGAUAUCGAAGAAAUAAUGACAAGACCUGAAAUAAUAGCACAUAAAUUGUAUCUCGAGUUCCAACCGGCUGGUUUCAUGUGUAUGUUCAAGGAAGUUCGAAGGAGAAGUUUGAGUCCGGAUGCUCACAAGUUCAGUGCGAAAAGUUAUUCGGAGAUGCCAAGUGUUGAAUUAUUUAAAGGGAAAGCAAUAACUCAAUUGACGAAUCCGCACUGGCUUGUUAGAGAUUCAUUUUAUAAUCCUUCUCUCGAAGAAUUCGAUAAAGAAGUUCUUUAG
Molecule: messenger RNA, 1062 nt
Organism: Caenorhabditis remanei
Lineage: Eukaryota; Metazoa; Nematoda; Chromadorea; Rhabditida; Rhabditidae
Exons: 7
Coding region: 1-1062 (353 amino acids)
Cellular component (GO): membrane
Molecular function (GO): glycosyltransferase activity
Source: RefSeq, a predicted model, not a curated record